Manis pentadactyla (Chinese pangolin) is the source of this 7509-nucleotide messenger RNA. It is a transcript of the gene FSD1L, whose product is annotated as fibronectin type III and SPRY domain containing 1 like. The record is from RefSeq and is a predicted model, not a curated record. Gene Ontology annotation, molecular function: protein binding. Bases 156 to 1682 code for a protein of 508 amino acids. NCBI's taxonomy places the organism in Eukaryota, Metazoa, Chordata, Mammalia, Pholidota, Manidae. The transcript is spliced from 14 exons.
GAGGCCGGCGGCGGGCUGCGGACUCGGGCGGGCUGCGGCGGCAGCGCUGGCGGCGGGGAGUUGUCGUGGGGCGCGGUUUCGGCGGGGCCGGCUUCCGUCCGCCUCCUCACACUGUUCUUUGACGCGGUUUCGGUACCGGCAGGCAGCCUCUGAUCAUGGACUCCCAGAAAGAAGCUCUACAAAGGAUCAUUUCAACUCUGGCGAAUAAAAAUGAUGAAAUUCAGAACUUCAUUGAUACACUAAAUCAAACACUAAAAGGAGUUCAGGAAAAUUCUUCUAACAUACUUUCAGAGUUAGAUGAAGAAUUUGAUAGUUUAUACUCUAUAUUGGAUGAGGUGAAAGAAAGUAUGACUAAUAGUAUCAAGCUGGAACAAGCUCGUAAGUCACAGGAGUUACAGAGUCAGCUUAGUCAAUGUAAUAACGCCCUGGAGAACUCUGAAGAACUACUAGAAUUUGCAACACGGUCAUUAGAUAUAAAGGAACCUGAAGAAUUUUCAAAGGCUGCCAGACAGAUCAAGGAUAGAGUAACAAUGGCUUCAGCCUUUCGCCUUUCUUUGAAACCAAAAGUCAGCGACAACAUGACCCAUUUAAUGGUGGAUUUUUCUCAGGAAAGACAGAUAUUGCAAACUUUGAAGUUUUUGCCAGUCCCCAAAGCUCCAGAGAUAGAUCCAGUAGAGUGUUUGGUGGCUGACAACUCUGUAACAGUAGCUUGGAGAAUGCCAGAAGAAGAUAAUAAGAUUGACCAUUUUAUACUGGAAUAUAGGAAAACUAAUUUUGAUGGACUUCCACGUGUAAAGGAUGAGCGGUGCUGGGAGAUAAUUGAUAAUAUUAAGGGUACUGAAUAUACUCUAUCAGGCUUAAAGUUUGAUUCAAAGUAUAUGAAUUUCAGAGUGCGAGCUUGUAACAAAGCUGUGGCUGGAGAGUAUUCUGAUUCAGUGACUCUAGAAACCAAAGCACUUAACUUCAGUUUGGAUAACUCGUCAUCCCAUUUGAACCUGAGAGUUGAAGAUACCUGUGUAGAGUGGGAUCCUACUGGAGGAAAAGGUCAAGAAAAUAAAAUCAAAGGAAAAGAGAACAAGGGAAGUGUCCAUGUUACUUCACUGAAGAAACAUACAAGAAGUGGUACACCAUCUCCAAAACGGACAUCCAUAGGCUCCAGGCCACCAGCAGUAAGAGGCAGCAGAGAUCGUUUUACAGGGGAAUCAUACACCGUGCUGGGAGACACUGCUAUUGAAAGUGGACAACAUUAUUGGGAGGUCAAGGCCCAGAAGGAUUGUAAAUCCUACAGUGUGGGAGUGGCAUAUAAGACUUUGGGGAAAUUUGACCAACUAGGAAAGACAAACACUAGUUGGUGUAUCCAUGUCAACAACUGGCUACAAAACACAUUUGCAGCAAAACAUAAUAAUAAAGUCAAAGCCUUGGAUAUUACUGUUCCUGAGAAAAUAGGUGUAUUUUGUGAUUUUGAUGGGGGUCAACUUUCAUUCUAUGAUGCAAACUCAAAACAGUUGUUGUAUUCCUUUAAGAUGAAAUUUACUCAGCCAGUACUACCUGGUUUCAUGGUCUGGUGUGGUGGACUUUCUUUGAGUACUGGGAUGCAGGUUCCAAGUGCUGUAAGAACACUUCAGAAAAGUGAAAAUGGAAUGACUGGUUCAGCUAGCAGCCUAAACAAUGUUACUCAGUAAUGCCUAUUUAGAAUAUGCGUAGCCCCCUUUUGAUUGGGAGGCCUUUUCUGUGCAGUUACUAAUCACUGAAGUUACGAGUGGUGGAAGUCAGGUUUGCUAUGCUCUGCUUUAAGGCCUGGAAUCUGUUAGCAUUAAGCAUCUAGUAGGAAGCACUCACAGGAACCUACUGUGCAAUAUCGUGGAAGCAGGCACAUGUCAAACAGGAAACCGAUGUUUUAAAGAAUAAAUGAGAAAGGUAGUAUUUAAGUAGUUAUAUAGAAACCAACUUUUGUUUCUUGGAUUACUUUGGCUCUUCUAAUAUGUUUAGUUACAUAUGGUAGCCCUAGAGCCUGAGGGAAAAGCAUUUAAGUCUUGCCACCUCUCUCUAUACUUCCUUUAAAAAUGAAAAUCGCAGCACUACCUAUUAUUUAGUUCUUACACUGAACUUUAAAAAUAAACAAUCCUCUAAGUUUUUAUGAAAAUUUAGUAAUUGGGGAUACUGGAAGGAUCUUCUUACAAUGGCUUAUUUUUUUCCUUUUUAUAAAUGAGUUUUGCUAAAUUAUCCUCUUAUGUUUACUGACUAGAUUGUACAUCAUUUUCUCUUUUCUAAAUAUGAUAUUUCUCUUGUGGUUAUGACUAAAAAUAGAGAGUGGAUAGACUUAACAGCUUAAAAUCACUCAAACUGCAGUUCUUUACCUGCUGCACUAACAGUGGCAAAGGAGAUCUUUAUUGUCCUGUGGAGUAAUUAAACUUCAUUCCAUCAUUUUAAAUGAGGGGUAAGAUUUUUCAAAGCUUUAUAUUUUCUGAUUUUGUUAUCUAGUUUAAUACUACCUUUAAUAGUUAUCUCUGGUAAAAUUUUCACUUGAGUUUGGUAAUAACUGAUAAUUAUAUUGAUUUUUAACAUUUCUAGUAGGAAUUAAAGUUUAUUGAAGUUAUAUAGAAGGCAGAAAAACCUAUACUACUCAAGUUUUAUUUAAGAAGGAUAGGUUAUAAAGAGAGUUGCCUAAAACUUAUUUACUGAAGUCUUUAUGUCUGCUUUUUCAUAAGGUAUGGAAUGGGUUAAAAAUAAGUGUUUUGAAAAAGCCUACAUACCUCUGACUUAUUUGGCACAUGACUAUUCAGGGGUUAUUCUCUCAAUCCUUUUGCUACAUUUAUUUGCUUUCUUAAUGGGUAUAAUCCUUUCAAAAAUCAAUAUAGACUCUGAAGUUGUAAUUACAGUUCCUUGAGCAUUUUGAAGAGGUCUGAACUUGUAUAUUCCUUGAUAUUUGAAACUCUUUUAACUUUUUCAUGUUGAUUUUCUUUCAUUGAUAUUUUACAUAUAUUGUGCCAUGACACCUUUCUCCUAAGAAGUGGCUUGCUGCUUACAUAUGAGUUGCCUUUUACAAAAAGGCCUGUGAAAUAGCAAUAGCCUGUUCUUUCUUAAAGUUACUGCUUAAUGAUAGGAUGAUUAGCUAAUUGAGCAAUUUUAUUUGAACUGAGUAUUAUUUUUCCAGAGGACAUUCAUAUCUGCACCAUUAUCUAUGAAACACUGGUAAUUUUAAAGACUAUAAGGCAGUUUAGAGAAUGAAAUAUGUCAAUAGAUAUUCUUUUACUUCUCCCAAAAAAUAUAAUUUUGGAUUUUAUUUUUCCUAGAGAUUUUGAGAAAUCUCUGGAUGUUUUGUUCCCUACAGUGGGGUUAUUCAACAAUCUAAGGAACCAGGAAGCUAUUACUGUCUUUCAUAGAGGCAAACCUGAAAGGAGUAACUUAGUGGUGGUGCUGUUUUAUGUGAACAGUUACACGUGUAUAUUUUAGCAAAAAUGACACAGAAAAAGCCAGGAGUUCUUGUAUAAAAUUUUAACUAUUAUGUUUUUAUAUAAUUGUAUCUUCUCUUUAAUUCAGUGCCUUCUUUCUCUAAGCAUGCUCUUGCUCCAUGCCCCAUGUCAACUGAUACGUAGGCCAGAAACCAUUAUGUUAUUAAACUGGUGAGGGCCUUCUAUUGCACAGGGUGUGUGGAAAAGGAAAUAUUAAUCAGGAGCUGGAGGAGUGCAUAUGAUUCUUUCCUGUGCUCUUGAUAUCAUUUGAAACCCUUCAUAGUUUUCUAAUAUUCACUUGGAAAAUUCAUUUGAAGUAAUGCUAUUAUACUUCAGAAUAAAAAUCUGAGGUUUUCCUCUUACUGUGCUUCUUAAAAGUCUCUAAAGAUAAAGAACAAAAUGUACAGGGUUUUAGGUUAGUUGUUUUGUGUUUAUUUGUGUUGAGUUAAAUUGGAAAAAGUUUGCCAUUCUCAUUUUCAAAGUAGAAAAGAAUCAACUGUAGUGCCUAUUUAAAUAGUUUCAAAUUAAGGUAACUAUUAAGUUGGCCAUACUCAUUGGCAUUUGAACUAAAAUUGCUCAGUUUUAUUCAUUAUGGAAAGUUUUGAUAUACCCUUUUAAACAUCCUUUAUUAGUUUAUUUACCCUUUGUUUUGAUAGGUCAAACAUGAUUGCUUUCUGUAAAAGAAAUGCAUGAGAGGUUGACAGUAAUGGAUGUAUCACAGGUGUAAAAAAUUGUUUUAUUAAAACAUGCAUUAGUAUUACAUUUCUCUUUUAGCAGUAAAUCCCACACCAGUUUUAGUAAACUGGAUAAAGAAAUGAAAGAAUUGCCUUAAGCACUUUAAAAAAUUUUUUUGUAAUUCAUUUUGACUCUUUGGGCUGACCAUGUCACAUAUGUCUUUAAUGUUUGGUAAAUAUGUAUAUGCUAAGCAUUUAAUAACUGAAUGCAUGUAGAAAUUUAAUAUACAGUGAUCUUUUGAGUGUUCCAGAUAGGUAAACAAACUGAAAGUAUUAGGGGUGUGCCUGUCUGUACAUGAAUUUGAUUUAUGGUGUCUGUACCAUGUUGAGAAACCAUGAACUGCUGCUAUACAGCUAUAUUUGGCCUAUUUUAUUCUGCGCACAGUAAUUUUAGCCCAUGUUAUCAUCUAAAGACACAUAUUGACUUGGUUUUAUUUACUCAUUUAUGAAAUUAAAGCACGAACACUAUCAUGUAUAAUUUGAAUUUUCUGUGACUGGUCCUUGGUGGUAUAAAUAAUAAAAGUAAUUUUUAAUGAAGUCUUUUAAUUAGGCCAAAAUACUCUAUAUCAUGACUUACCUAGAAUGAUUAGUUUUUUGCUAUAUACUUUUCCCAUAAAAUUAUAGUCAGUUGUAUAAUUUUAAUUAUUUCUUUUGGAGACACUGGAAAAAAAUGGAAAAGGAUAAAAAAAUUGGAAAAUGAUUAUUUCAAAGAGUAUUAAUUUUAGAAGAGAGUGUAGACUUCUUACUCUAAAGUAUGUGAUUCCAGGCUAAAAAAACUAAGAAUCAUAUUUUCAAAUCAUCAUAAUGUUUUUUAAAACCUAUAUUUGUUAGAUCAGUGUUCAUUCAUUUGCUGAUUCAUACACCAAAUAUUUAAGUGUCUGUGAUAACAGCAGUCAUACUUUACAUUCAGAAUUCUAAAAUUAAUGAAGUUUGAUGUACUGUGAGUAUAGUUUUGCUGCUACUGAGUGGUAUGGCAAAGUUUACAUCUUCAAAAACAAUGUUUUGAAGUAGAUUUGUUAAUUUUUAAAAAAUUCAAAUUAACUUCAUAUAAUAUAGUUCACUUUUAUAUAAUCACAUAAAAUGGGUCUGGAAAAUUUUUCCCUUGAUUUUAUUUUCACACUGCAUAUAUUAUUUUUUAUUAAGGUAUAACUGAUAUACACUCUUAUGAAGGUUUCACAUGAAAAAACAAUGUGGUUACUACAUUUACCUAUAUUAUCAAGUCCCCACCCAUACCCCAAUGCAGUCACUGUCCAUCACACUGCAUGUAUUCUUUUAGGGAAGUAUAUGGUCAGCAUAAAUUUAUUCAGCAUCCAGGCAACCAUAAAGUUAUUUGCUAUUUCUAACCAAAAUGUCCAUUUCAUAGUGCUAAUAGUAUAGCAUUAUAAGAGAUCAUGAAUGUUUCCUUAAUCAUCACAGAAAAAUUACCUCAUGUUCAGUAUAAUUUUAGUUUUGUGCAUAUCUUACAGUAUUCACAUUUUGCAAAUAUUUGUGAUCCUGGUAUGUCAUAUAUGAUAGCUUUGUUACCUGGAACAUUUGAUUAAUGUAAAUACUUUAAGUUUUUUAAGUAACUUGGAGUUUAGAUUACAUUUGGUAUAUGUUGUUUUUGUUGAAAAGAUAAAUUGUUGGAUAUGCCAUAUAAAGGUUAGUAUUGGCAUAUAAAUAAGUAGAAGAGAUUGCCGUAGUACUUUUCUCCUCAGACCACCCAGUUAUUAAAACAGUAUUUGUUAUUUCUGGGUCAAUAAAAGGUACUGACUUUUGAUUCAUAAUCAUUUGAGUUGUGUUAGUUUAAACUGAUUUAUUUUCUUAAUGGUACCCAUUCAAUAUAAGUUGGUUCUUGGGAAUGGACAUGAGAGGAUUUCACAGUAUGUAGGGCAGAAGGUAGGUGAAUGUGUUUGCUUUGGCAUGGAGUUUCUUAAGUUUGGACCAAUUUUAAAAUAAGUCAAAUUGUAAAUGAUUGGUAAGAGGCAUUUUUAUUAGUAUUAGACAUUUUUGGAGAGCCUAUGAGCUAUGAGAAUACUUUUUUUUUUAACAUUUCCAAUAUCUCUAAAGUACCAAAGCAUUGAGUCUAGUUUACCAUUUAAGGAAGGCUCUUUAAAAUCAAAUUUAUAACUAAUUCACACUGUAAGAUAUAUAACAGCUAAAGUGUUGGAGUAAUUUAUAUUAAAUCACUAGUCUUUAAAAAAAUUUCUGGAUAUAAUGAAAAAUAUUUUGGCUUCAUUUCUUUUAAAGUAUUUAAACUUAGUUCUACCAUCUGCUGGAUCUGUGACCUCUACAUAAGUCACUUACCAUCUUUGGGCCUCCAUUGCCUUACAUAAAAUAAUUGUAACUUGUUCAGCCUACCUCGCAGGGUUGUUGUGAGGAAUAAAAUGAAAUGGAGUAUGUGAAAGUUGCUUCAAAAACAGUAAAAUGCUUUGUAAAUGUUUGGAUACUUUUAGAUGCCAUUUCCUUGAUUAAAGCAUGUGCUUACAGUGCUAUCACCAGAACUAAAAAAGUGAUUGAAAAAAAGAAAAACUAAACCCUGAUUAAAACACCCUUUAACAUUCUUUAGUUUGUGCAUGACAAGUGGCCUUUUUGUAUUUUCUCAUUAAGCCUGUUACUCUUAAGUCAAGACUUUCUAGAAUUAUGUAACUUGUCCCAUGGCAUUAGUAUGUUAGUGUAGAAUAGUAGCAUAAUCAAAUGAUUUAAGCUGUGUUUCCAUUCAGGCAUUUGCACUUUCAAAUUAUGACUGCUCAGUGCCACAUGCAAAGUUUGAAUUUGGUCUAAAUAAUUUUUUUCCCAAAUAGCCAAAUAGUUUGUCAUCAUUGGAUAAAUGGUAACAGGCAUAUGUGCUCACUUAACAUUUGACAACUUUUGUUGCAUUGUCAUUUUAAAAAAAAUACGAGGAAGCAUUUCAAAACCUUGUUAUCUUGGCUAUCAUUUAGUAUCCUGACAUUUGCUUUGCUUUCAGUUGGAUUUAUUAAACAGUUUACAGGUCUUGAUCUACAGGUUAUUUGGUAUGUCUAAUCAUUAUGGUUUUGCUAUGUGGUUCUGAUAAUGAAACUUCUAAUUCCUCAGGUUUAACAUUUAAGUUAUGGAUGAAGAACAUUAAUCAACUACUUAUAAUGUAUUCAGUGCUGCAUACUAGUGUUUUAAUAAGCAUAUUGCCUCAUUAUCCUUGAAAACAAGACAAAGCCUUUUAAAUGGUUUUUAACUUUAAAAUAGAGUAUUCAAAGUGGAGUAAUUUGUAUGUUGAAAUGAUUGUAAAUUCUGUAUAGAAUGAUUGAGUUGUUCUUACAAAAGCACCUGGAAUAUCUCAUUUAGUAUUAAACAUUUUUUCUGCUUCC